Molecule: messenger RNA, 5636 nt
Organism: Cydia pomonella (codling moth)
Lineage: Eukaryota; Metazoa; Arthropoda; Insecta; Lepidoptera; Tortricidae
Gene: Agpat1
Product: 1-acyl-sn-glycerol-3-phosphate acyltransferase alpha-like
Exons: 5
Coding region: 95-922 (275 amino acids)
Biological process (GO): phosphatidic acid biosynthetic process
Cellular component (GO): membrane; endoplasmic reticulum
Molecular function (GO): 1-acylglycerol-3-phosphate O-acyltransferase activity
Source: RefSeq, a predicted model, not a curated record
UGCUGACCUCUACAAUGAGUACAACCUUUAUGAUAUUUACAACAUGUUGUUUUUAUGAUCUUGUAACAUAUUUUUCUAGCUGUCACUCUUCGUUAUGGCUUCCUCCUAUUCGUAUCCUGAAUUAUUUUUGGCGGGUUUUAUAUUUACCUUGCCCUUUCUUUACGAAAAAAGUGAUGUUUUUCGAUAUUACCUGAAGUUUUUUUUAUAUUAUGUAUAUGUGCUAGUGAUUUGCACCGUUUUAUUACCCGUAGUGCUCCUAUAUCCGCGCGACGUAACUAACUUAGUUGUUGCUUCCAGGUUUUGCCGUUAUGCUUCUUAUAUAGUGGGAAUAGAAUGGGAGUUGAGAGGUCUGGAGCACUGGGACAGCGAGCAGUGCUACAUAGUAAUUUCCAAUCAUCAGAGUUCUCUGGAUAUUCUAGGGAUGUUCGAGAUGUGGCCCCGGAUGAAGCGCUGCACAGUGGUUGCGAAGAGGCCACUGAUGUUUACCGGAGCCUUUGGGUUCGGUGCCUGGCUGUCAGGACUGGUGUUCAUUGACCGCCUGAAGACAGACAGAGCACGGCAGCUCAUGAGGGAAGCGACUGAGCGUGUUAUUCAAGAAAAGACUAAACUCUGGGUAUUCCCGGAAGGUGCAAGAUUCAACAAAGGCAGCAUCCAGCCUUUCAAAAAAGGAGCGUUUUACCUCGCCAUUGAUGCUCAAAUACCAAUCAUGCCUGUUGUAUUCAGCCAGUAUUACUUUCUGGACAGUGACACCAAAACUUUUGAACCAGGGAAGGUAGUGAUCACAACUUUGCCACCUAUACCGACGAAGGGAAUGACCCGCGACGACAUCGAGGUGCUCUCGGAGCUGGCGCGCCAGAAGAUGAUAGAGGUAUUUAACGAGAGCUCGAAAGAUCUCGUCAUGCAGAAGAAAAUCGCUAUAUAAUUAAAAGGAGCUCUUACAAAAGACGUAGAAAAAUAAGUAGGCUUAGAGCGAACACUACAUACAAAGGUAAAAAACCGUUAAAUAAGUUUUAACCGAGCUUUGCGAUAACUUCUUUAUAAUAAGGUUUUUUAAGCUUAAGUAUUAAGUUUUAAGCGAGUUUAAAUGUUAUUACUUAUGCGUUUUACCAUACAUCCCAUACAAAUGUUUAUUAAGUAAGAAAACUCAUGUAAGUAUGGAGCAAACUCUCUAAGCUCUAUGCAAAAGGCGAGAGCGUAGAGACACAUAGGGUAAUCUAUUGUACAAUAGCUCCUUUAAUAUUAUUUAAAGCAGUUGCGACUUUCCUACAUAAAGAAGUGACUAUGACGGUGCUCCAUAGGGCCAAUCGUUGGUUAAACACCCUACAAGGUGAAAAUAAUGUAUUAAAUUUUUCAUUAGAAUUAUUUUCUAAUUCAUUUUUAUUUAAAUAGUAUUAUUACGUUUACAACAGGUCUAAUUCUAGCCAAAGUAUACCAAUGAUUUUUGAGCUAUUUUAUUUGUAGAUGAAUUAAGUUGUUAAUAGUUACUCGUUAGUUUAAAUCGGCUUUUUUUCUGUUAUUAGUUAUUUAGUUAUUUUUAAAACAUACAGUAAGUAUAUUUUCUAUUGAUCUCGCAAAAGCCUAGCGAAGCCCGAAAUUCGAAGUUUUGUUUGCCUCUCUGUCACGCUUGCACAUUUGAGAGAUUAAAAGGGAGAUAGACAAAACUUCGAUUUUACCAUGUGCCUCACAUUAUUAGCGAGGUAACAACUGAGAAUGAAACCUUACCAGCGGUAACAAGUGGGACUUUUUUAGUAUAGUUUCUAUUUUCCUCCGUGAGCUUCUACGGAUUAUCGUCUUAUCUAUUGUUUAAAAACCGCAAAGGCGCGUGCCACUAUGAAAAAAUGGUCAAGCCGCAUAGGUAGCGUUUAUUGAAUUACUACUCUAUUGAGCACGGAAUAAGAUUCAUUAUGAACUAAUACAGAAUUCUAACAGAAUAGCUGUCUGAUCUCUAUUGGUGCGUCUAAGGUAGGCGACUAAACGCUCUCAAACCAGCUUAACUUGUGACACUGCGAUCCGAAACAAAGAUACGUAUUCGAAGACCUCGCUUGCACUGGUAAUGCGAGCGCACGGCUAGCUAGCGCCAAGGAAGAAAUGUUAUGUUUCUCGAGGAGCAGGUAAAAAAACAGGGCCGGAUUUUCACACAAAUAUAUUUGGGUGGUUUUACGAAAUAACGCUAACUCUUCAGACUUCUAACAAACUGACACUGUUUGUAUGGUUUGCUUGAAAGAGUUAGCGUGAUUUGACUCUAAACGAUAUGCAUAUUUUGUUUUAUAUUUAUUUAUUUUAUGCAUACACUAUUAUGUAUAUGUUACUUAUUUUUUUGUUGACUCAUAAUAUAAAUUUGUAUAAAUGUUUUACUAAAUGUGUACUCAUAUAAUUAUAACAUAUAGGUCUAUUUUAACAUUAGUAGUACGGGAUUGUUAAAUGGAUAUACAUAUUGAUUACUAUUUUACCAUUGUUUUAUUGUUUAUUUAAAAUUAGCCUGUUUAAAGUUUAAAAUUAGCAAACAACUGUUUAAACAGUUGAUUAUAAAAAUGAGUAUAUCUCGUUAUUAUUGUAAUUACACAAACCCAUUCUGUUAGAUGUGUACCUACUAUUUAAAUAGUGUUAUGUUUUAUCUCUUUAAAUUAAACAACGUAAAACCACCCAAAUAUAUUUGUGUGAAAAUCCGGCCCUGUUUUUUACCUGCUCCUCGAGAAACAUAACAUUGCUUCCUUGGCGCUAGCUAGCCGUGCGCUCGCAUUACCAGUGCAAGCGAGGUCUUCGAAUACGUAUCUUUGUUUCGGAUCGCAGUGUCACAAGUUAAGCUGGUUUGAGAGCGUUUAGUCGCCUACCUUAGACGCACCAAUAGAGAUCAGACAGCUAUUCUGUUAGAAUUCUGUAUUAGUUCAUAAUGAAUCUUAUUCCGUGCUCAAUAGAGUAGUAAUUCAAUAAACGCUACCUAUGCGGCUUGACCAUUUUUUCAUAGUGGCACGCGCCUUUGCGGUUUUUAAACAAUAGAUAAGACGAUAAUCCGUAGAAGCUCACGGAGGAAAAUAGAAACUAUACCAGUUGUUCCUCUGAGGAACCACGUUCGACGUAUUGCCUCCCUGUCACACUCGCGUACGAAUUUAUGAGUGCGACACAGAGGCACGUCGAACGUGAUUUGCGGUAGGCCCUCUGGGGGCCUACCGCGAAAACCGAAAUUCGCAAAUUGCGGGGAUCUUUCUCUUUUACUCUCACUAAGACGUAAUUAGAGUGACAGAGAAAAAUGCCCGCAAUUGACGAACUUCGAUUUUCCCGGUAGCCGCCCUGGUGUGGACAAAGCCAACUAAAAUGAAGCAGCGUUGGUAGGACGCUGCCGUUAGACGAGCCUCAAAGGCAAGUUCCAAUGGUAGCGUUAUAGCUAAGUCACUUCACCAAGGCGCAGAAUUGUAACACAUUAUUGUUACGUUGACGACCAAUAUCGCUUAAACCAUUCGCCUUUGUGUAAUGACAUAUCUAUACCUACAUACGUAUUUAUGACUGCGAACGACUACAAUAAUAUUAGCUUUUAAGGUCUCAGUAUUCUAAACGGAAGGAUGCUUGUACAUUGUAAUGCACAUGUCGAGCUAUAACUAUCACAAUCUCGUGCUUUACAAGUAACCCUACAUCUAAACUUUGUCCACUGUAAUUAUUCAGUUUUGAAUAAAUUUAUACGCGCGAUACGAGCCUGCGAAACUUAUAUAUCGUUAUUUCCAUAGUUUCUUAGUGUUGAACGCUGAAGGGCUACUUAGGCAAGUUUAUGUUAAGGUGUUAUACUUCAUAAAAUAUAACACCUUAAACUAUAAGAAUGUUAGCAAGGACACUAACAACCAUUUUAAAAGCUUACUAUAAAGAGAUAAGGCGUGCAAAUGAGUUCAAGAUAAAAAACUUAACUAAUCAUUGUCAGCCCUUAUUUAUUUGCAGUUAGGUUCCAUCCAUAACUAUUAGUGAAGGCUAUUUAAUGCCAAAGUGGUACACUGUAGUGGCAAUGCAAGCUAGAGUCAGACCAAGCUAAGUUGGCAGCGAUUUAGAUAGCCCAGCCUGUACAAGUGUUAAGUAAACGUCAUAAUUUCAUAGAAGUUUGGCGUUUAAAAUAACACUUGCACUGUCUGGGCUAUCAAAAUCGCUGCAAACUUAUCUCGGUCUGACUAUCAAGCUAUGUGCUGACGUAAAGAUUAAUCAUUUGAGUACCGUCAACCAGGGUAAAUAGGGUAAUAACCGGGAAUGACUGUUACCUUAUAAUUUCUUUUUCCUACUCCUCUACUGUUAUCUGUCAUUUAUGCAUUCAUUAACACGAAUAUAAGAACAUACAUAAAAGAUUUCAAGAAAAGUCUAUAUUGUCUAUUCCUCAUAAAAGCUCUUGUGCUUUUAUAAGCUAUAAUGUUACUGCGAUUAAUGGCUACCAACCUAACAAAACCAAAACGAAUACAGUUUUAAACUAAGUGCAUUGCUGCCAACGUACAAAAUAUUCAUUUGGUUGCACAGUAAAAAUAAUUACUUCAUAAGUCAGAAACACGCAUGUGACACCCGUAAUAUAGCAACACCCAUAGACUACGAAGACCGCUUAGCGUUGCUUGUUAGUCUCCGUAGGCUACGGUGGCCAAAAUUGAGAAAAAACUGUCCAAAAAAUUAAUUUAGCAAGUAGCAAGUACCAGGGCCUCAUGAGUUACGAGGAGGUCUCGCUGACCAAAAAAUUAAUUUAGCAAGUAGCAAGUACCAGGGCCUCAUGAGUUACGAGGAGGUGUCGCUGACCGGCCGGCCGCGGCCCGGGGCGGGCCGGGCGCGUAACAAGGUAUGCUCGCGCGUCUUGGCUAUAUACUUUUGCUGUAAUUUGUUUACCUAAAUUAAGAUUUAUUUUUGUUGACUCGUAGGAAAAAUAUUGUAUGCAACGUUGUAUAAGUAAGACAAAAAAUUCUCGUGGCGUAUUCCUUUACAAUGUUCGCCUACGCCUUCGGCUCCGGCUCACAUUGUAACUCACGCCACUCGCCUAUUUUGACCCUUCUUAUACAACUGUUGCAUAAAAUACUAAAAACUCACACACAUUUUAUCAUACAAAAUCUACAUUUAUACAUGAUUCAAUCUCUGUGGGUAGUUUUUAAGAAAUUACCAGUACCUAUCAGGUGAAAUGUUAUGACCGGGUUUUAUACAUAUUCGAUUCGCCACGGUUGACGAUAUGUAACACCUAAUAAAGAUGUCAGCGUUUGUCUUCGAAGUGUGUGAAUUUAAUAAUACAUAAUGCUCUAAGUAUAUAAGACACUUUUAUUAAGGCGAUUAGAUGACGCAAAUUAUAAUCACGUAUUUCGCGGAAACUAACGUAAUGUUCAGCAGUCUCAUAAAACUAGCUGCCUCUAUUAAAAGAACGUGUCUUUGUUAUUUGUAAACUUGAUAGCGCUGUAAAAAUCGCCUUUGAAUAAUAUCGGUUGAGAUCCCCUCAACUUAAAAAGAAAAGACACAUUAUUACAGAAACCAACCAAGUUUCUGGCUAUUAAAUACUAAGAAGCAUUUUACAAUGUAAUGUACCGAUACAAUAUUAUGAGUACCUUAAUGUUAAAUCGGAUACAGCCCGUCACAGACGGACUGAUACUAUACCAAAAUAUAUUUCAUAGCAAGGCAUCUUACGAUAUAUAUAUAUAUAU